CAUGGCAACGAAGGAAGCAGCUGAUGACAAUGUUUCUAUCCCUGCUUCAACACCAGCAGAUGGAGAGACAUACAGAGCAACAAAAGAAGAUUACCGGUCAGUGGAGCAAAAGGCAAUAGAUGACUGGCUUCCAAUUACUUCAUCACGGAACGCAAAAUGGUGGUACUCAGCUUUCCACAAUGUUACAGCCAUGGUUGGAGCAGGUGUCCUAAGUCUUCCUUAUGCCAUGGCAGCUCUGGGAUGGGGACCAGGAGUUGCCAUUCUAAUUCUCUCAUGGAUCAUCACAUUAUACACUUUGUGGCAAAUGGUUGAGAUGCAUGAGAUGGUACCAGGAAAACGUUUUGAUCGAUACCAUGAACUUGGCCAGCACGCAUUUGGUGAAAAGCUUGGCCUUUACAUCGUAGUACCUCAGCAGUUAGUCGUUGAAGUUGGUGUCAAUAUAGUUUACAUGGUAACUGGAGGCAAAUCGCUGAAGAAAUUCCACAAAACUGUAUGUGGAAGCUGUAAGGAUAUCAAAACUACUUACUUCAUAAUGAUAUUCGCUUCUGCCCAUUUUGUUCUCUCCCAUUUGCCAAACUUCAACUCAAUCUCUGGGAUAUCUUUAGCUGCAGCUGUCAUGUCUUUAACUUACUCUACGAUAGCAUGGACAGCUUCCAUUCACAAGGGAGUCCAAAAGGGAGUUGAGUACAGCUAUCCAGCAUCCAGCAGAGCUGGAAAAGUUUUUGACUUCUUCACCGCCCUGGGGGAGGUGGCGUUUGCCUAUGCCGGUCACAAUGUGGUGCUGGAGAUUCAGGCAACUAUUCCGUCAACAAAAGAGAAGCCCUCAAAGAAGCCCAUGUGGAAAGGUGUGCUUGUUGCCUACUUCGUUGUUGCAUUGUGUUACUUCCCCGUUGCUCUUAUAGGCUACAGGAUGUUUGGGAACCAAGUCGAGGACAACAUACUUCAGUCGCUAGAGAAACCUGCAUGGCUCAUAGCAGCAGCUAACAUGUUUGUGGUUAUCCAUGUUAUUGGAAGUUACCAGAUUUAUGCCAUGCCAGUUUUUGACAUGAUCGAAACUCUGUUAGUGAAAACAUUGAGGUUCAAACCAAACUUCUGGCUUCGUUUCAUCUCACGCAACAUCUACGUAGCAUUUACUAUGUUCAUUGCUAUAACAUUCCCAUUCUUUGGUGGGCUGCUGGGAUUUUUUGGAGGUUUUGCUUUCGCCCCGACAACCUACUUUUUGCCCUGUGUCAUGUGGCUUGCAAUCUAUAAACCUAAAAGAUUCAGCUUAUCUUGGUUCACCAAUUGGAUUUGCAUUAUUCUUGGACUUAUGUUGAUGAUACUCUCACCCAUUGGAGGCUUAAGAAAUAUAAUCCUGAAGGCUAAGGACUACGAAUUUUACUCUUAAGCACUUUCACCACUUUCUUUAGAAUAAGGGUAAGAAUGUAGUAGCAACGAAUUCUGAUGGCUUUAAAGCAUGAUAUAUGCACUACAUGUGGAUAAAUAUGAAUUUUCAAGGGAAAUAUA
Molecule: messenger RNA, 1506 nt
Organism: Salvia hispanica
Lineage: Eukaryota; Viridiplantae; Streptophyta; Magnoliopsida; Lamiales; Lamiaceae
Product: lysine histidine transporter 1-like
Source: RefSeq, a predicted model, not a curated record